AUGGCACCAGAAUCGUCUCGUCGUCGCAGGCGAUCAGAUACCGAGAAUCCCGACAACGACAGCGAAUACCAGCACGAAAUCGGUUCCCCCAAGCGUCAGAGACUGAACGAUGAUUCGAAUCGUGGUUCCGCAAACAAAGAACCUCAUGCGCGACAGGCAAAUAGCACAUCGAGGGAAGACGACAUGAACAAUGGCUUCCAGCCAGGCGCUAUCGUUCGAGUCACCGUGGAAAACUUCGUUACCUACGAAAAGGCAGAGUUCCUUCCGGGGCCACAUCUGAACAUGGUUGUCGGUCCAAACGGCACUGGAAAGAGUUCUUUGGUUUGCGCCAUCUGUCUCGGGUUGGGUUACAGCCCGAAGCACCUUGGACGUGCCGGCUCUGUCAAAGAAUUUGUUAAACACGGCAAAGAUAUUGCCACGAUAGAAAUCGAACUUCAGAAACGACCAAAAGACACCCAGAAUUGGGUUGUCAAAGUACAAAUUCGGCGAGAACAAAACAACCAAAAGUGGUGGUUGAACGGCAAUGAGAGCAGCCACAAGCGGAUCCAUGCACUGAUGCACAAGCUCAAGAUCCAGGUGGACAACUUAUGCCAGUUUCUUCCUCAAGAUAGGGUUGUUGAGUUUGCCGCCUGUACACCCGUGGAUCUCCUGCGCGAGACCUUACGCGCAGCCGCCCCCGAAGAAAUGCUGGCCUGGCAAAGGCAGCUCCAAGAACUCGACAAAGACAAGAAAGAACUGGAACAAUCUACUCAUGGCGACGUAGAAACUCUGAGAAAUUUGGAAAACCGACAGCAAGGACUUCAAGCAGACGUAGACAGAUUGCGAGAGCGUGAGGAGAUUGUGGAACAAAUAAAAAACCUCAGGUCAGCUUUGGUCUUUGCCAAAUAUACAGAAGCCCGCACGAAGUUUAAAGACGCCAAAGAAAGGAAAAAAUUGGCGGAAAGGUCUUUGAGGCGUCUUGAACACGAUGCCGGUCCAUCGCUGGAGGCGGUAAAUACAAAACAACUCUACGCUCAACGCAUUGAUGAAGCAAUCUCGGGAAGGAAGACUGCUUUGAAAAACGCAGAGGAUGUUUCCAAGAAGCUUGCGCGGGAUACGAGCACCGCCUCUGAGAAUCUCAAGGAGUUUGAGAAUAGCAUUGAAGCGGAGCGCAAGGGAUUUGAUGCCAAAAGAAAAGAGCUUUCCCAGUCCAAGUCGAGGAUCACGUCCCUGCAGGCUGAUCUAAGAAACCGCCCUGAAGAGUUCAAUCCUUCGGACUUCAACCAAAAAAUUCGAGGAGAAGAACACAGACAGAGGGAGUUAGAAGGAGAGCAACGUGAAGUGACCGGACAACGCGAGGACAUCAAAAACAAAGGCAGAUCAAUCAACAACGAGAUUCGACAGGUUGAAGAGAACAUCAAGUCGUUGGAAACUCAACAAGGUCAACAGCUUAACUUCAUGCGAAAACAUUUCCCUGAUCUGGCAACGGCCUGGGACUGGAUACAGGAAAACAAGAACGAGUUCGAAAAGGAAGUUUUCGGCCCACCUAUGAUCAGCUGCUCCAUCAAAGACGAACGAUACUCGGAUCAAGUACAGUCUCUCUUGCAAGCAGAUGAUUUUACAUGCUUCACAGUACAAACAAAGAACGAUUACAAAAAGCUAUCAGACCAGUUAUAUCGUGUCCAAAGUCUGUCUGUCGUCAUUCGCUCGUGCGCACAACCACUCAGUGCUUUUCAGCGGCCAGUCAGUAUGGACGAAGCAAAUGAAUUAGGACUUGAUGGGUUUGCUGUCGACUUUGUCGAGGGUCCAGAACCUGUUUUAGCGAUGCUGUGUGCUGAGAAGAGGCUUCAUCAGUCAGGUGUUUCCCUACGGGAUCACAAUGAUGCUCAAUACGACCGCCUAGUCAGAAGCGGUAAAGUCAAUUCCUGGGCAGCUGGAAAUCAAUCCUUUAUCGUCAGAAGACGCAAGGAGUACGGACCUCAAGCUAUGACGGCUGUCACCAAGAGCAUCCCCCAGGGAAGAUUCUGGACCUCACAACCUGUUGAUGGACAAGAAAAGCGAGAAAUGAACAAGCGCCUACUGGAACUGAAUGGCGAGAGAGAUGUCUUCAAAGACCAGUACCGUGAAUUGCAAGGCAGAAUCCAGGACAUUGAGGAUCAAAAGAAUAAUAUUCAUGACAACAUUGUACGACUGAAGGCCGAGAAAAACACUUUGCAAAAGGAAUAUCAAAAGUGGCAGUCCCUGCCCGAAAAAAUCGAAUCUGAGGAACGUUCCAAAGCGGCUCACGAACAAUCCCUACGAGAUGCGCGCAAACGAAUGGUCGAGAUUCGAUAUGAGUGGGACGAAGCCGUACUUCGCCGAGCUCAAUUGGUCCUCCGCCAUAAGGAGGCAAUCGAGAGUGUUCGAACAGCGUACCAGGCUCUUCUCGAGGCCGAAAUUCGCGGGGUUGAAGCCCAUUCCGACGUUGUUGGCCUCAUGGCUCGGAACUCUCAUAUCAUGGAGCGCCUCGAUGCCGAGAAAGAGACGUUGAAACAAGCUACUGAGGAUGCCAGCCGAGCCCGAGAAGAAGGCAACCGUCUUUCUGAGAGAGUGCAACAAAUGAUUGACAGCGAACCAGAAAAGCGUGACCUUAUCUCGGAGCUCUGUGAAAGACGGACUCCCGAGGCUAUCCAAGAUGAUAUUGGAGCCGAGGAAGCCAAACUAGAGUGCAUGCACACACCGAAUCCCAAUGUGCUACGCGAGUUUGAGAAACGUGCCGAGGAAAUUGCUCGGUUAACACGCAAAAUGACUGGGUCAACCGACAAGCUCAAUGGUAUUACCCAAGAAAUGGAAGAAUUGAGAUCAAAAUGGGAACCUCGGCUCGACGAACUGGUAGCCCAGGUUAACAACGCCUUUGCAUAUAACUUUGAACAGAUCAGUUGUGCUGGCGAGGUCCGUGUCCACAAACCAGACGACUUUGACGCCUGGGCUUUAGACAUCAUGGUUCGUUUCCGUGAAAACGAGACCCUACAGCAAUUGACUGCGCAUCGCCAGUCUGGUGGCGAGCGAGCUGUUUCCACCAUCUUCUUCCUCAUGGCCCUUCAAUCUCUGGCACAGUCACCAUUUCGUGUUGUGGAUGAGAUCAAUCAGGGCAUGGACCCUCGCAAUGAACGAAUGGUGCACGAGCGAAUGGUUGAGAUCGCAUGCCGUGAGCAUUCAAGCCAAUACUUCCUCAUCACCCCAAAGCUCUUGACUGGCCUCAGGUACGACCCAAAGAUGCGUGUGCUUUGUAUUGCGAGUGGUGAGCACAUGCCCCGAGAAGGUCAGAAACUUAACUUCAAGCGAUGCUUAAGGGUCCAAAAGGGACUCAUGACUGCCUCCGCGUAG
Messenger RNA from Fusarium pseudograminearum CS3096, 3345 nucleotides. RefSeq lists its product as uncharacterized. NCBI's taxonomy places the organism in Eukaryota, Fungi, Ascomycota, Sordariomycetes, Hypocreales, Nectriaceae. Gene Ontology annotation, molecular function: ATP binding; ATP hydrolysis activity. Gene Ontology annotation, biological process: double-strand break repair via homologous recombination. The transcript has 5 exons. The record is from RefSeq and is a predicted model, not a curated record. Gene Ontology annotation, cellular component: Smc5-Smc6 complex. Bases 1 to 3345 code for a protein of 1114 amino acids.